ACAUAGGAAAGGAAUAGGAAAGUAGAGGAACGUGAAGGUAAAAGAAAUAUCUGAAAGGGAAUACAAAGAGAAACACAAUAGGCUCCUGGGGGAAAUAAAGGGAAAGUAUAAUUACAUUAACCACAAAGAAGUAAAUAUGACACUACCCCAACAGUUAGAUAAACACAAAUGCUAACAUUGACCAUUUGAACUAGCAGACAAAAUGAAAUUACAGAUUAAAAAUAAUCAGAUAUGGGGAAAGUUGUUAAAGGUGGAUAGUGAUUAGAAUGUCAACAGAGAUCCUAUAUUCAAAGGAAGGAAAAUAAAUUAUAAUGCAUUAUAUCAGACCUGGAAAGACAGUAUCAAGAAAUAGAGGUAGUUCUCAUACUUUCUAGCACUUGGGAGGCAGGAUGAAAAUGAUAAUGACAAAAAAAACUGAUGGAAAGGUAUAUAUGAUUGAAGCUGAAUACUGGAUGUAAAAGAGGACUAGAAAUCUCAGAGUAGGAGGAUGCACCUAGAUAUUGGUUGGGCUAUGAAAUAAGAUGAACAUAGACUUCAAAUGAAGAUAUCAGUCAGGAUUAGCUGCUGAAGAAAUCUGAGACUCCAAGAGGCUUAUUAUGCAAGAAAAUCUGGUUUAUGUGGGGAGCUAAACAGAAGGAAGAUGAUUUUUUUUAAUGAUGCAAAGCACAAUUGAAUGUAUAUACAAUCAAGCAAGUCAAAGGCAUGAUCCAAUAGGCUGGAAAAUUCUGACCCCCUACAGUGUGCAUGAAUCAAAUAGAAAAUGGAGUUUAGAGAACGUGUCUUUUUAAACGAUAGAGAAAUUUCCUAUCUAAUUUAAAGACUUCAGCAGUGCAGUGAUGGAACUUGGAAUGAAGAUGUCUUCACUGCAAAUAGAUGUUUAGGUAUUAAAAAGGAAGGACAUAACUUGACGCUGUAGAAGAAAGCCAAUACCUAAAGCAGGUGAUGGGGGAAAAAGCAAGGAGAGUACAAUUGAAAAGUGCAUUUCACAUAGAAAAGAAACAGAAACUCUGCUUGUUUAUCACCACUUUGGAAAUAAACCUAAAAGCACAAGAACAAAACUAUCACUCAGCAUUUGGUUCAGCAGUAAGUGCUCUGGAAGGACAGGCGGUGGUCUCAUUGCAAAGCAGCAAAAGUAUGGAACAGGAUUUAGAAGAUGUAGAGCAUGGAAGUACAAGGGAGUCUGAAGGGGCAGUAAACAGUGUUGAAAUGGAGACCUUGAAUCUCAGAAUAAAACAGCUGGAAAAGUCAGAGCAAAAACUGCAAGACAUUUUAGAGGACUACACAAAGUCAAAUUCUGUACUAGGAGACAGAGCAAAGGAGCUGGAACGGUCACAGAAGAAACUUUUUGAAACAGUUGACCAAUUGAAUGCAAAGCUACAGCAGGUAGAAAAUGCAAACCUACGUGUUAAAGGGAAGCUCCGAAACCUUCAGGUGGAACUGACAGAUUUGGUUCAAAGACAAGAAAAGGCAGAAAGAAAACAAAAAGAAAAGCUAUGGCGACUUCAGGGCCAGUUGAAGACAAAAGAGGAUGAAGUAAAGAGUCAGUCAGCAUAUUUUGAGCACUACAAACAAAAGCAGAAGCAGAAGACAGCAGUGUUGAGAGAACAGGAGUUGUCCCUUCGGGGUCAUGUGUCCAGGCUGGAAAAGGAAGUCCUAGAUCUCAAUGCCACUACAGCUUUUCUGUUCUCUGAGCUAGGAGAGGGAACUGUACAAUAUCUCCGAUGCAAACUGGAAGCAGUAUUCAGUGGAAUUCAGGGAUCUUUGCACUUUGAUAUGAAUAUAACUAAAAUAAAAAGUCUUAUUGAAGAUGUGGAUCAUUACAUGAAAAGCCACCUACGGACACUGCAGCAAAAUCUGAAGAGGUUACGGGAAAAAGAAGAAGGUAAUAUUAGAGAACAAGCAGACCUACUAACUAAACUUCAGCACUCCCAGAGCAACGAAGACUUCCUGACAAGGAAAUUUGAGGAAUCUUGCUGUCGUGUUUAUGAGCUGAAAUUGUCUGAGAUUGGCCUUCAGGAGCAAGUGGAGGAACUUAUAGAAGAAAACAGCACUUUAAAGGACAAACUGGAGGCAAAGUUACCAAAAGAAGCAGAAAAGGAGCUAUUGCCUGCAGGAAUGGAAAAUGGAGAAAAUAAAGCUGUAAGUGGUAACUGGGGUGAGCAGCUAAAUCUGAAGAAGGAGGCAGUCUUGGAUCCAGUCAGAAACAAAGCUAGUCAAACUCCAUCUUUUCUACAACAUACCAAACAGUCUCAUACAACAGCAAGUAGGAAUUCUGUUUUAUUUCAGAUGCACUGCUAGUUAUGGAA
This is a messenger RNA of Gopherus flavomarginatus (Mexican gopher tortoise), 2306 nucleotides long. Its product is annotated as myosin-9-like. The record is from RefSeq and is a predicted model, not a curated record. Lineage: Eukaryota; Metazoa; Chordata; Testudines; Testudinidae. The coding region runs from base 943 to 2298 and encodes 451 amino acids. The transcript is spliced from 5 exons.